AUGUACCGAGAACAUAUAGUAAUGUUGCAACCAAGAGCGUAUGGUUAUGAUGGUCCAGCAGGAGUGAUCAAUCCUGCUUUGGCUGGCCUGACUGGACUACCUGCUGGAGCUAUGUCACGAGGGUCUAGUGCUUUGGAAGACCCGUCUUUGGCUGGGCUGAGUGUACGUGCUCCAGCCAGGGCACUGGGACCUAGUCCUUUGAAAGAAGAACCAGAUGUAGUAGGGAGAAGUUCUUCUCUAGGCACAGGUGCUAGUAUUCCAGAUGUUGAGCGCCACAGCUCACUUCCAAACUUUGAUGGGCCCUCAGAAGAUGAAUCCAACAUUCUUUUUGUCGAUUGUCUUCCUACUGAUUGCACAAGGAGAGAAGUUGCUCAUUUGUUCCGUGUUUUUCCUGGCUUCAAGGACAUCAGAGUAGUGCACAAGGAGCCCAGACGUAGUGGUGACAAGGCUUAUGUUCUGUGCUUUGUGGAGUUUGAGAAUGCAAAAUGUGCACGCGGUCCUAUGAAAGAGUUACAAGGGUACUGCUUUGAUGACCGGAAGCCUGACGGCCCUUGUCUUAAGAUCCAAUUCGCAAGUAUUCUGAGAAAUGAGGAUGACACCUUGUCGUGGUGCCGAUCUGAUCCCACUACCUCCACCAAGGUCCAGACUCCAGAGCUGUCACUCUUCAGGCAAGUGAGCAAGUUGCUGUCCGGCACAAAAGCCUUCGCCAGAUGUCACGGUCACUCAGCUCCUCAUCCGUGCGAAUCUGAAGGCGGCGUGCGGACGACGGAGAGGUCAGCGGCGACCCCGGGUCGGCGAGGAGGACCUGCUUGUCCGGCGCAUCCCGCCGUCGCCGUCACUCUGGACCGGAAACUCGCCGGAGUCUUGUGGUCCGGGGAGUGCCGGAAAAUCUCGCCGCAGUUUCCAGGCUACCCGUAUCCGUCGCCAAGUGCCAACGUGUUUGCCGUGGCUAUUCAGCAGUCUCCGGUGGCAUGGUGGCGUUUUGCUUGUGACUGGCCGUCCCUGUUCCUGUUGGCUGCUGCAGUGUUGCUGAUACGGCGGCGGCGGCGCUCUGGGCGCCCAAUCCGGGAGUCCGGAGGUUGGAGAUUGGAAUGGUGCAGGCCUGUCAUUGGCACGAAAGCUAUCUGCUGCCGUCCAUGCCAGGGCAGAGGGCACACUGACGCUUCCAGGAUCUACACAAGAUUUGAGAAUAACGCAGAGAGGAGGAAAAGUAAGCACAAGUUCAGAAAAGCAGAGCCUCAAAAGGAGAGGAGAGGAAGUACUCCGACGCACAGCGGGACGUUCAAGGACGGGGAUCUGCUCGUCAACAAGGACGGCCUCCGCAUCGUCUCGCAGAGUGAGGGAGGCGAGGCUCCUCCUAUAGAGCCACUGGAUAGUCAACUGAGCUUAGAUGAUCUAGACGUUAUAAAAGUGAUCGGGAAAGGUAACAGCGGAAAUGUGCAAUUGGUCCGCCACAAAUUUACUGGCCAGUUUUUUGCUCUGAAGGUUAUUCAACUAAAUAUUGAUGAGAGUAUACGCAAACAGAUUGCCAAGGAGUUGAAAAUAAACUUAUCAACACAGUGCCAAUAUGUCGUUGUGUUCUAUCAGUGCUUUUAUGUCAAUGGCGCCAUUUCUAUUGUUUUGGAGUACAUGGACGGUGGUUCUCUUGCCGAUUUCCUAAAGACUGUUAAAACCAUUCCAGAGGACCACCUUGCUGCAAUUUGUAAGCAGGUAUUAAAAGGACUGAUACACUUGCAUCAUGAGAGGCACAUUAUACACAGAGAUCUGAAACCAUCAAAUAUAUUGAUAAAUCAUAGGGGUGAAGUAAAAAUAUCAGACUUCGGUGUAAGUGCCAUUAUUUCUAGUUCCUCUGGACGAGAUACAUUUACCGGCACAUACAACUACAUGGCGCCUGAAAGAAUCAGUGGCAAGAAGCAUGGCUACAUGAGUGAUAUCUGGAGUUUGGGGUUAGUGAUUCUGGAAUGUGCAACAGGAAUUUUUCCAUUUCCUCCUCGUGAAAGCUUUUACGAACUACUUGAAGCUGUUGUUGAACAUCCGCCACCAUCUGCACCAUCAGAACAGUUUUCUCCGGAAUUCUGCUCGUUCAUUUCUUCAUGUAUCCAGAAGGAUGCUAAUGAUAGAAAAUCAGCACAAGUCUUAUUAGAUCAUCCGUUCCUCAGCAUGUACGAUGACCUGCAUGUUGAUCUUGCUUCCUACUUUACUACUGCCGGAUCUCCACUCGCCACCUUCAAGUAA
Miscanthus lutarioriparius is the source of this 2235-nucleotide messenger RNA. The record is from the annotation of a GenBank genome assembly. NCBI's taxonomy places the organism in Eukaryota, Viridiplantae, Streptophyta, Magnoliopsida, Poales, Poaceae.